Acytostelium subglobosum LB1 is the source of this 2190-nucleotide messenger RNA. RefSeq lists its product as hypothetical. The record is from RefSeq and is a predicted model, not a curated record. Lineage: Eukaryota; Evosea; Eumycetozoa; Acytosteliales; Acytosteliaceae. The coding region runs from base 1 to 2190 and encodes 729 amino acids. Gene Ontology annotation, molecular function: ATP binding; mRNA guanylyltransferase activity; polynucleotide 5'-phosphatase activity. Gene Ontology annotation, biological process: 7-methylguanosine mRNA capping. The transcript is spliced from 5 exons.
AUGAGUAAUAAGAGAGGCAAUUCAGAUGACUACAAUAAUAAUAAUAAUAAUAACAAUAACAACUAUGGUGGCGGAGGUGGAGGAGGAGGUGGGCCAGGUGGUCUAAAGAAGAGGAGACCAGAUAAUAAUGAUCACGAUGUAGUGGGCUCAUUGUUGGGUGAUAUGCAAGUACAGAAGGAGGCUAAUCAACAGGGCAAACAACCAAAGUCAACGUUCUCAGCCAAGGCAGUCAUUGAUAGGAUUAUUCAACUGUGUAAUGCUGAACAGGGACAAGUGGAUAAGUUGGAGGUCGAAGCUAGACUGGGCCUGUUGACAUCAACGUUCAAGUCAGGCACUAUUCAAGAAGACUUUUCCGUGCUGAUGGAGCGACUGACCGCCAAGCACGGUAAGCCCGUGGAGACCCACGAGACAGAUCACAUCUUUGACGACUAUCGUAUCGUUUACGACGAGGACUUGAAGCAGGUGGUGCGCAAGGAGAGCAAGGCCGAUCGCACAACAUUCAAUCUGCCGACCAACCUAAUCUACGACAUUCGUGUGUCGGUGUCGGUCGAGCACCAGCUGCCCGUGCCACUCAACCUGCCCGAGAGCGGCGUGCGUCAGCGUCGAUACAAGGCCAGGAGCACAUUCAAGGACAGCCUGUGGAAGAUCGACAUGACCCAAGUCACAACCUUGUUGCUCAACGAUCAACAAGAGGCCACCACAUACGAGGUCGAGAUCGAGCUCCUCCCCACGGCAAUCCAAAACACAAACAGCAUUGAGUCAGUGCAUGAUCUCUUGAAUCAGUUCCUCGCUGAGACAAAGAGCCUGAUAAGUCUGAUACAGCCACAACAAACAUUGUCCUUCCCAGAUGUCGAGAUGGAGAAGGUCACUGCACCCCAAGAGGUGAUGCACCUUAAGGAUAUUGUGUUCAAAUAUAUACCCAAUGUAAAUACAAAGAAGACAGAUACAUUCCCUGGAUCGAUGCCAAUCAACUUUGGCAAGAAGCACUUUAGAUAUGUCCAGGCGAACGACUACUACGUCUCGGAGAAGACCGAUGGCGUGCGAUACCUAUUGUUGAUCACCAAUGACACCAUAUAUAUGAUAGACAGGAAGUUUGACUUCUACACUGUUGCCUACCCGAAACUACUCGAGUUGUAUGGAAAUGAUACACUGUUGGAUGGAGAGAUGAUUAGACACUUGAAGACAAAGAGACCUAUUUAUUUGGUGUUUGAUAUACUGAGUCAUGGUGGAACGCCUGUUGGCGCGAAGAAGUUGUCUGCUCGACUAGAGGCCAUCAGGAACAGUAUCAUGGUACCCUUCACCAAUCACAUCGAGAACCAGAACCUCCCAAUCCCAUUCAUUUUGUGGGCAAAGAACUUCCAUCCAAAGACUCAACUAGACACUGUGUUCAAGUCUGUUAGGAACCGAGGAGGUGGAGAUAGAACAUUCGAGGAUCACAAGAGGAAUCAUAACACUGAUGGUAUUAUAUUCACUCCAAACACACCUUAUACACCAUACACUCAACAGGAUUUGUACAAGUGGAAGUACUUGGACAAGUGGACGAUAGACUAUAGGGUGGUGCGAAGAGACAAUCAGCGCGAGCCGCGUUGGUUCCUCACGUGUCUGGGCAGAGAGAACACUGACGUGGACUGUCGCGAGAUCAACUUCUCGUCAGAGGACUUGGACAAAUUGCGACGCGACUACACCAGAGCACGUGAUCCCAACACUGUCAUUGUCGAAUGCUCCUACCAGGCCAACAUUGGUCGUUGGAAGUACCACAUGGUGCGCCAGGACAAGGUCAAGCCAAACUACAUCUCCAUUGUGAUGGACACAAUGGAGUCGAUCGCUGAGGCUAUCACAGCCGAGGAGCUUCAGUUCAGAGUGCCGCUCAGUGCCGAUAAUGACAACUGGGACGAGGAGAUGAGCAGGAUGCGCGCUACACUGCUGGCAAACAUCAAGAAGAAGUCAGGAUCAAGCAGUAGCAGCAGCUCAUCGUCCAGUUCAAGGCAUCACCAAGGACACCAUCAAUCGUCAUCCUCAUCUCUUCAGGCACAACAUCAGCAGCAACAACAACAGCAAUCCCGAUCGUCGGCCUACUAUCAGGGCAGCAACUAUGAAGGUGACCCAUUUGGAGGCGAUGAUGACACCACUGGCUCGUCCAAUCAACCAGCAGGCAGCUAUCAGAAUGGCGAGCAACAAGAGUACAUUUAG